AUGCGAAAGAACGUCCGAGUCGUCAGAAGCAGCCGUUGGUGGUGCAAUUUGAAGAAUCUGUUCAGGAAGCUCGCCUGGCUGGGACGUUUUGUUCUGUUUCUUGAUAAAGUUGAACGCCUGGACCCAUAUUUUGAAGUCUUCGCUGGUGCUUGCUUUCAGCACCCAUUGCUCGAUUCCGGAAUCCAAAUACAUCAUCAAUUGCUUUGGAUCCGCAGAAAUCACAACGUUCCUAAUGUACAUAUUUCCACGAACAUGGUUGGUCAAGUCGUUGAAGAAGUAAUCCAGUACUCCGUACUUGAAGUUGAGGACGAAAUACCGUCUGGCGAAAUUCUUCCCACCACGUCUCCGUUUCUUCUUAAGCAGGAACCCCUCUGUGUUAAAAUAGUCUGGUCUCUCUAUAGCCGAGCCAAUGGACUCUCCAGGUUGGGGCACGUCUGUUUCUUCAAUGCUCUUUUGCUCGUCAAUGGUGUUGAGUUGGCCCGAAGACGAUGGGUUAGGAAGUUCCUGUGUCUGAUGAACAACGCCGUUGCUCUCUAUGUAUUGGUUGAACAUGAUGGUUUUGGCCUUGUGUCUGCUGAAUGUGUUGUCGAAGAUGAACGCAAACAAGGAGCCGGUCUCCACUUCGAAAGUGCCGGUGGUCAGCUUGUCUCCCUCGCAUCUUCCGAUCCAUUGCUUUUUGGCCAGGUGUUUAUCAAUCUUAUCCUCGAGAGAGCUGCGUGGGUCAUUGACGGAUAUGCUGCUGUCGGACCUUCUCCGUCUCUCUGUGCCAGCAGGGAGUGUUGA
Molecule: messenger RNA, 783 nt
Organism: Ogataea philodendri
Lineage: Eukaryota; Fungi; Ascomycota; Pichiomycetes; Pichiales; Pichiaceae
Exons: 2
Coding region: 1-783 (260 amino acids)
Source: RefSeq, a predicted model, not a curated record